GGGCCAGGCGGGUGGCGGCGGCGGCCGGCCGAGUUCCCGUCCCGCCUCGCGGCUCCCUCGCGGCCGCAGCAGCGAGCCCGGGCGCGUCCCGCGCGGCGCCCGGCCACCCUCCCUCUCCAGUGAGGAGCCGCGGGAGGGGGGGGCGAUGGAGAUGAAGAAGCGCAUCAACCUGGAGUUGCGGAACCGCGCGCCCGAGAAGGUGACAGAGUUGGUGCUCGAUAACUGCCGAUCCAGCAAUGGCGAAAUAGAAGGUCUGAAUGAUUCAUUUAAAGAGCUAGAGUUUCUUAGCAUGGCCAACGUCGAGCUGACAUCGUUGGCCAAGCUUCCCACGUUGAGUAAGCUCCGAAAGUUGGAAUUGAGCGACAACAUAAUUUCGGGAGGCCUGGAGGUCCUUGCAGAAAGAUGUCCAAAUCUCACAUAUCUAAAUCUAAGUGGCAACAAAAUCAAAGAUCUUGGCACUGUGGAAGCUCUUCAAAAUCUUAAAAACUUGAAGAGCCUUGACCUGUUCAACUGUGAGAUUACAAACCUCGAGGAUUACAGAGACAGCAUUUUUGAGCUGCUUCAGCAAAUCACGUACCUAGAUGGAUUUGAUCAGGAAGAUAAUGAGGCACCGGACUCAGAAGAUGAUGAUGAUGAGGAAGGUGAUGAAGAUGAUGAUGAUGAAGAUGAGGAUGAAGCUGGUCCGCCAGGAGAGUAUGAAGAGGAAGAUGAUGAAGAUGAUGGAGGUUCAGAUUUGGGGGAAGGUGAAGAGGAGGAGGAAGUUGGUCUUUCAUAUCUGAUGAAAGAGGAGAUCCAGGAUGAAGAUGACGAUGACGACUAUGUUGAAGAAGGAGGUGACGAGGAAGAAGAAGCAGAGGGUAUUCGAGGGGAGAAGAGGAAACGAGACCCUGAAGAUGAAGGCGAGGAAGAGGAUGAUUAAUUUGUUAGAGACACAAGUAGGACCAGACUCUUAAGUUACAGAAUACGCAAUAGUGAUUAUGCAGAUCUGUAUGUCUCCAUGUACCAUAGAUGUCCCUACAGAAGAUAUGUUAACUUUUUAUAGGAAAAGUGUGGUUUUACUAUUCUUGCCCUUUUUAUCAUUCCAAAUAAGAUAUAAUAGCCUGUUAGCAAACCUAUAUGUAGAAAACAAUUUUCAGCCCUAUAAUCACUGAAGCCAUUGUCAAGUUUUCCCCCUAGAAUUUUAUUUGGAGCUCUUUAAUUUUAUAUAAGCUUGCUGUGUUGGUCAUCAUUAGCCCGGAGUUAAAACAUUCAUUUUACAUGGGUUUAGUAUGGUGGAUUUCUUUCAAGAUUUUAAGGUUUUUAUACUUAAAAAGCUGAAGUCAGAACUGCUAUAUGACAAACUCAAGGCUGCCUCAAAUGAGAAGUUGACUAUAGUCUGAGUUUACCAGGGAUUCUAUUUGAAAUCAACAACUAGGUGACAUCUUUAUUUCAGCUUUUUAGAAGGUGAUUCCUGUAAAUUUUUUGUCUUCUAUCCCAUUUUGUGUGUUACAUUGCAAAGCUUAAGCAGGUUUCUGAACUUUUUUUUUCUUCUGCUUGUUCAGAAGUUCAGUGUUUGCUGGAGCAUUCACUAGGUAUCUUCAAGAAUGUAUCCUGGCAAACCGAAAGGAUUGUAAUCCUUAAACUUUUCUCCAAAAUAGAGUCAUUGCAGGUAUUAACAAAAGUAAAUAAUCCAUAGUUUUAAACAGUUUUGUUAAAAGUCUUUGUUACGCUUUCACUCACCUAGCUCCUACAUUGUCAUUUCAGUAAUUCUGCAACCAUUGUGGUGUUUGGCUAUAUGAUAUAUGCAUUUCUAAUGCAAAAGUUAACGGGUAACUCCUUCAAGCACACUUUUCCAAACAGAAAACCCCACUUUUGUAGAAUCAUUGAAGGGGGAAAGAUAAGCAUGAGUUCGGUCUUUCUUUGCAGCUCUCCUUUUAAACUUUUUAAAUCUGGUUGUAGGUAAAACAUUCAAGUUCAUGUAUAAUACUGGUUAAUAGUUUAGGGUUUUUUUUUUUUUAUAUUGAAUGGCUGCAGAAACUUGUUUCGUUACAUACAGCCAGUGGUAAGUACAGGAGACAUGCAGACAAGCUUUUUUCUAGCAGCCUGGUUGUGACCAACAGGUCUUAAUAAUUCUGCCCCAGUGGAUUCAUGUUUUCCAUUUGAGCCACUGCAAAACAAGUUCCGACAUACAGCAUUCCUCUUUCCGUCAUGAUUUGGAUUUAAAACAGUAGUCUUGAUAUAAAAACUAAUUUACAUUGUUUCACGUAGGUACUGAACCAAAUAUCACACACAGCUUUAUUCAAGAGACUUAUUUUUAUAUCUGUCUUGGCUGACAAUAGUUGUCAUUAAACUGGGGGGAAACACCAAGGGUGGGGAAGAGGGAGAUUUCCUGGACCUAGGUAAAAGAGCCAGUCACCCACAGAUCGGUUACCUGUGAAUGUUAAGGCAUUUCACACACUAGCAGACUUUAAAUGCAACUUCCAACUCGUAAAUCAAGUUUAGAUACUGCAGGGUUGAAGUUCUGCAAAGCCCAAUUUCUUGUGUGUGUGUUUUUUUUCCCCCAAAUAGAGCCUUAAAUCAUAGUUUCUCAUGUAGCUGUAAAGCAUAGCCAGCCAUUAAAGGCAUUUGAAUGAAACAUGUCAGGCAGAUGGCAAUAUAUUUAGAAAUCAACUGACUAAAUGGGUUUUACAUUUUUUUAAUGAGUAUCUGUAAAGACACUAGAAAAGUAGUGGUGAAACUACAUUUGCAACCACAAUCUAAGUUCCUGUGUUGUGUAUGAAUACUGAAUGAAUAGAAAACUUAGGUAAGUGCACACCCUAUUUUGUCAUGGAGGCUCUGUGUUCGAGGCAGUUGCUUUGUGUUCAGCUUUGAGAUAGUAAGGUGUUUUUUCCCAUGUUUUUGCUUAUUUUCUAGACUCGGCGACUGAGUGAAACCUAUUAUUUAUAAUUGUGUACUUCAGAGUACCUCAUUAUCAGGGUUUUCCUUAACUAUCUUGUACUGAUGCAUACAAAGUUAGUUUUAAAUGGAGAAAAACACUGUUUUGGUAGAUGAAAGUUAUUUCAGUAGCAGACUUAUUUCAGUAAACAAGUCCAGCUUUAACAUUUUUAACAUUGAAUAAGUUGAUUUGACAGAAAAUAAACUUAGAGGGGGUUAGCAGAUCUUCCCUAAGAUACGCAGACUUAACGCUUCCUGAAAACAGCUUGCAGCGCAGUGCAUCAGCCACUACAUCUAAAAAUCUGAGCCUCACACAAACUUAUUUCCUAAGUAACUUUGUCUUUUUCUCAGUGUUACCAUCUAAAUAUAGUUUCAUAUUUGUCAGCUUGGCAUGCAGUUAAACAGCAUAGCAUUUUUUAAAAAGUAAUACAGAGCCUCCAGAUAACUUUUGAAACUUUUUUGCUUGGUGGGUGGUCUUUUCAUGCAAAUAUGUAAGGGUGGGUUUUAUAUUUUGUAGAGGUUUUGUCCUAUUUUAAUGCUCUUUGUAUGGCAGUAUGUAUAUAGUGUGUUUCAGUUCCUUAUCAAACUCUUUCCUUAAACUUUGGAGUAACUGAUUUUGUGCAACUGUGUUUUGAAUAAAGCCAUGACAGUGUUAAAUUAAAGAAAACAACCCUGCAGCACUCUUCUGAUAACUUUUAGUUGUAACAAAACAUGUUUCCUCCCUGUGUGUGCUGUAAAUUUUAAAUUAAAAAGUUUUCAAACUGAAUUAUUUCAAAUAAAUUGAGACUAUUGUAUUGGA
Molecule: messenger RNA, 3712 nt
Organism: Dromaius novaehollandiae (emu)
Lineage: Eukaryota; Metazoa; Chordata; Aves; Casuariiformes; Dromaiidae
Gene: ANP32E
Product: acidic nuclear phosphoprotein 32 family member E
Exons: 7
Coding region: 146-919 (257 amino acids)
Biological process (GO): regulation of apoptotic process
Cellular component (GO): nucleus
Molecular function (GO): histone binding; phosphatase inhibitor activity
Source: RefSeq, a predicted model, not a curated record